Molecule: messenger RNA, 1081 nt
Organism: Pocillopora damicornis (cauliflower coral)
Lineage: Eukaryota; Metazoa; Cnidaria; Anthozoa; Scleractinia; Pocilloporidae
Biological process (GO): L-histidine biosynthetic process
Cellular component (GO): cytoplasm
Molecular function (GO): histidinol-phosphatase activity
Source: RefSeq, a predicted model, not a curated record
UAAACAUGGCGAAAAGUUAGCUCGGUAAUGGCGGUGAACUUCUAAAAUUUUUGUGAUCAAGGAGCCGCGAGUCUUCUUGGUUUGGGACUUUUCUGACAACCUCAAAAUGCCAUUUUCUUUGCACAGUCACAGUGGGCAGUUCUGUAAGCAUGCUUUCUGUACUUUAGAAGAGGUCGUACAAAGAGCAAUCGAAGUUGGUUUCACUCACUACGGGCUUUCAGAGCAUAUGCCAAGAUACGAAGCCGAAGAUCUGUACGAUGAAGAAAUUGAGGAAAAUUUGACACCUGCUGAUCUUCAGAAUAUGUUUAAUGACUUUGUUAAGGAAGCCAGGCAUCUUCAAGCAAAGUACAAAGACAAGAUUUGUCUCCUUAUUGGCUUAGAAACUGAGGUUAUCAGAGAAGACAGUUUUGAUCAGAUAAGAACACUGAAAAAACAACAUGAAUUGGACUAUAUUGUCGGAUCAGUUCAUCAUGUGGAUGGAAUUCCCAUAGAUUUCAGCAAUGAACUGUUUGAUAAAGCAGUGGAACAGGCAGGUGGAACAGAAGAAGUCAUGUGUCAAUACUUUGAUCAUCAGUAUCAGCUAAUAAAGGAGUUAAAACCUGAAGUUAUUGGCCACUUUGAUGUCAUCAGGAAAUAUCGACCUGACAUUGAAUUUACAGAUAUCCUAUGGGAAAAGAUUGUUAGGAAUGUAAGAGCAGGGAUGUCUUAUGGAGCUUUGUUUGAGAUAAAUUGCAGCGGUGCAUCACCAACAAAGAAACUUAAAUGUCCAUACCCACAUCCAAGGAUUAUUGAGCUUUUAGUGGCAUCUGGGGCUAAAUUGACUCUGUCAGAUGAUUCACAUGGAACAGGAGAUGUUGGUUUCUGGUACAAAAACUUGCCCCAGCACUUAGCAACUUACAGGGUCAGUGAACUAUACUAUCUGGACAGAGCACAGGUGACCAAUGACUCAGCAGGACAAGAAAAAAGAGUUGUGUCUAAAAAGUUAACAGACUGUUGGGAGCAUCCAUUUUGGGAAAAAUGUGCAGAAACUGUAAAAUAUGACAAAUGACAAUUUGUAUUUUGUUAUAUAAUUUAAUGUAAU